This is a messenger RNA of Chondrus crispus (carragheen), 4453 nucleotides long. RefSeq lists its product as hypothetical. The record is from RefSeq and is a predicted model, not a curated record. Bases 1 to 4134 code for a protein of 1377 amino acids. Lineage: Eukaryota; Rhodophyta; Florideophyceae; Gigartinales; Gigartinaceae. The transcript is spliced from 2 exons.
AUGGCCGCCUCCGUCGUGCCCUCGCGUGCACGGGCGGGGGGUCGCCUCCCGGAGCCCAGCCCGGGCCCCACUCCCACCCCCUCUAGCCCCACGCAGGAGCCCUACCACGUCCGCCUUAUCCUGCAAACAGAUUCCCUGCGCGGCCCUGCCCUGUCUUCCUCCGAAACCUAUGUCAUCCGCUGGCAGCGCGGCACUCGCCAAGUCAAGACCUCACGCCCCGCUUCCAUCUCUGCCACGGGCAACUACACCGCAAAGCUCUCCCUUUACGUUACCGUCCGCCGCGCUGGCCCCGCCUUCAUCGCAGACAACCCCGCUGACCCGUUAGACUCCACAAUCCAGCUUUUGCAAUCCCCCGACGUGGCCCCCAUUGCCGAGACGCGCAUCGACAUCCCCGGCUUUCUCCAGGCUCUGGUCCAGGCCGGCCGCAAGUCGCUGCCCCUCUCCCUCGCACUCGCCCCGGCAGUCGACCUUGGUGCCACCCUCACCUUCAACACUAUUGGCGGAAGCUCCCUCACCCCAUACACAGAGCCCGGACGCCCAGCACCAAUGCUGGCCGGUAUGCCACCGCACUCUGCCCUUGCGCUAUCUGAUCCCGGUGAGGCCGCUGCAGCGGCCGAGCUCGAGCGCUUGCGUGCGGAUGUCAGGGAAAAGGAAGGCAGGAUUGAUAAGCUUGCAGACUCUACCGACAAGCUCGACCGCGCCGUGCAGGAGCAAGCCCGUCUGGCCAAUGGCGCUGUUCCGGCGGGGGACGUCGCGGCACUGCAUGUGCGUAUCAAAUAUCUUGAGGAGGAGAAGGCUUCGGUCGAACGCGAGAAGGAAGAGGUUGAGAAGAAGGUCGCCGCACACGUUGCUCAUGCGCAAAAGAUUCGAAACACUUACAACCAGCUCGCAGGCUGGUAUAACAACUUGCGGAAGGAGCACGUCGAACUCCAGGCAAAGCAUCCAUCGCCGAUAGGAGACCAGACCACCACCGACAGGGAACUUCCACAGGAUGUGCCCACCACACAUGAAGCAGAAAUGCGCAGCCUUGAACGAGAACGCAAUGAGCUGCAGGACCUGCUUGACCGCGAACGAUCGGAAAAGAAGGAGAUUCAUUCACGCAAUUCCGAAUUGCUCGAGAGCAAGGCCCGAACGCUGGUCGAACUGAGAGAACAGUGGGACGUUACUCAGAACACACUGUCCACCACACAGAGGUCUAAAGAGGAACAGAUGGAAAAGCUGCACGUUCUAGAACAGUCCGUCACGGAAUUGCAAGCCCAGCUGGAAAUCAAAGAAGCGGAAGUGUCCCAGCGGUCGAGAGAACUUGCCGACGCGACUGCUGCUACGGAAAUGGCCAUGAGCCAGCACGAACAUCACAUUCAACAAGCUGUCAAGGCUGCAGUUGAUGAAGCAAAAGCAGAAGCGGAGCGUGAGCUCGACGAGCAAAUUAAACGGCAUAAAGAGGCAGUCGAACAAUUAAGAAUAGAUGCAGACAGCGCUCGAGACACCAUCCGCGAGAAGCAACGAUCGGAGCUCAAAGCAGAGUUCGAUGACGAGUUGGAACGAAUCAAAAAGAACGUUCAGGACGAACAGGCGGAGAUGUAUGCUGAGAAAUUAAGCCUUCUUCACAGUGAACGCGAUGCAAUCGUAGAGGAAAAGGAAGAAAACGUCAAAAAAGCGUUGGCAGAGGCCAAGGAGUCGUCUGCGGCAACUGCAGAGGCUAGACAAAUGUGGGAAGAGAAGUUGACAAGAAAUGAGAAGGAACGGCUUGCGCUUGAGGAGAAGGUACGAGACCUGAUGCAAUCGAGUGCGGCAUUAGAAGAAGAAAAAUCAAGGUCUUUAACUACGAUGGAGGAAGCUCAUCGGAGCGAAGUCACGGAGCUUCAGAGUGCCAAAGAGCAUGUGGAGGCCGAACUGUCCAGAGCGCAGGAAGCCCUAAAAGAUGAGAAGAAAGUCACUCCUAACCACGGAGAUAACGAAAGCGUUGUCGUUGCAGUCCAGGAAGAGUUGAGGCAAGCCAAGGCGGAGGUAGAAGCUCUGCAAAAGGAAAAUGCGCAAAUGCAAUCUUCGCCAAGAGACGUGCAAGUGACUGGAAGUGGAAAUCACGAAAAUGCCGCAGAGCUUGAACGAGAAAUUUCAGAAUUGCGAGUUCUUCUCAAAAGAGAAAGUGACAAGAAGUCAGAGGCGACCAGGCUGCUGCAAAACGCGGAUGCAGAGCAUGAUGAGUUGCGCGCAAUGGUGACUAGACUGCGUUCAGAACGGGAUGAAGCGCAACAAGGAGCGAAACUAACCAAGAACGAUGUCUCCAAUCCGGAGGUUGGCCCGACUGCGUCAAGAAGUGCGUCUAACAUAGAAAAUCAUCUCGACUCUUGCAACUUUUUAGAGGAGAGGGACAAGGCACUGAGGGAAGUAUUCAGGGUAAGAAAAUUGAUGAAGAAGGAAAUCAGUCGUCUGAAGAAGGAGAAUGACGAGCUAAGUCGUCAAGUAGAAAACGAGAACCGCACGGACAGCGAGGGUGUAGAGCGAUCUCUUACGGGCUCCAGUGCACCUGAAGUAUCAGAGAUGAAGACUGAAAGGGACCACGCUCUGGCGCAGCUGCAGCAACUGCGGGCAAGUAUGAAUGAGGCGAAAGAAGUGCGAUCAGCUGAGUUGAACAGAGCUAAAGACAAUGCCGAAGCUUCUAUAGGAGCUCUCAAAUUGGAGAUGGAAGCUUUCAAAGAUUCUGCGAAAUCCAGAGAGGAGUUGCUUGAAGCUAAAAUUGCAAGACUCGACCAGGACCUUAAACUGGAGGUUUCUUCAUCACAUGAGCUAUCUGAAAAGCUUCAUCGGAGUGAGGCAUCGCUAGUAGAAGAGCAAUCAAAGGUGCAUGCAGAGCGUCUCGCGAAGGAGAAGGAAACGACACGUUUAGGAACUCUUUUAGAGAAUUUGAAAUCACAGGAGGCUUCUUUGUCCACUGAGCUCGCCACUGAAAGGGGUCAGCGCGAAGAAAUGCACCGUUUACUCUCGGUAGCAGACACAAAGUUGGCAAAAUUAGAGACAGAGCUUUCGCACGGGCAAGAGAGCCGCCGUGAAAACUUGGAUACUAUAAGGACUAUCGCAAUCGAAAGAGAUCAAGCGCAGGAGGCAUUAAAGCAAGCUGAAAAACGCCUCGAAGUGUCUCAGAUGCGUGUCUCAGAUGUUCAGCAGGAGCUAUCCGAAGCAAAAGAGAAGUUACAGAAUCUGGAAUCUUCCCGAGAGUACCUCCAGAAGGAGGCAAGCGAAGUAGGUGGUAGAAAUCAAGCUGUCGGUGAGGAAGUAGCCGUGCUGCGGGCAGACCUCAAGCAGACUCAAGUGGAGUUAAGCAAAGCGUUGCGGGAUCUUGAAAUUGAAGUGCAAAAGGGUUCCCAUCGUGCCGAAAGAGAAAACGCAUCUACACUAGAAUUGCAAAAACAGAUUGAAGCGCUAACAGCCGAGUGUAAUACCAUGCAAUCCAAGUAUGACGAUAAGGUGAAGGCGUAUCGAGCCGUACAAGAAUCCCGCAAGAAUAUUGAUUUGUCGUUAAAUGAAACUCAGGCUAGCUUAGCCAGCCUAGAGCAGGCUGUAUCAGAGAAAGAUGAGAAAUGUCACCGGUUAGAGGCAAUGCUGUCCGACGUGGAAAUGGCGAGGGAGCAGACGACUUCCAAAUUGAAGUCUUCUAAUCAAAAUGAAAGUAUAGCAAAGCAGGAGCUCGAGAGGCUGAAAGCAGAAAUCAAUUCUUUAACGAAAGAAAAAGCCAUUGCAUCUGAAAACGUCAGAGAGUUAAGUGCAAUGCGUGACCAGCUCAGUGUCAUGCAUGAGGAGAACGUGGAGAUGGUCUUAGCGGAAAGAGAACGAGCUGACCGGGAAACAAAAAGGGCUGCGGAUUUGCGGAAGGAAGUACAAAGUGCAAUGUUAGAGGUUGACAACGUAAGGGCUGAAAUGGAAGAGCUGCAAGCAAGGUGUUCCGAACUGAAGAAGGAGAAUGCAUCAUUGAAGGAGGUUGGAGAUGAACGCGAAUCAGAUUUGACCAAGCGGACCGACGAUUUAAUUGGUGCUCGCAUGUCACUUGCUUACGCACAGGAAGAAGUUGUUCGAUUGCGAAACCGGUUAAGAAAACUUGCACAGAGUGGUCAGGGCAGCUUGUCUUUUGAGCAAUAGAAGAAAGCGAAAGCGAUUGAACCGCCCCGUCGCAGAUAGGCAGCACACGAGAGAAUCCCUCGUGAAUAGAAACCUGUGGUCAUCGAUUCCUACUAACACGAAAGGAGAGCGUUUGCUUCGGCCUCCAAAACUCCUUCUACUUGACAUCUGCUAUUUUGAACACCCCCGCGAGAAGAGCUUAGGCAUGUUUGGUCCAUGAUCUCAGCGCGGUGUCACAACAAAUCCGAAACACUAUUGCUACAAUGAGCUCUAUUUAAAACUAAGGUCUGUUUAUUUUACUUCACAGGCAGAGUCACAAAAUUAGUAAAAACUUUUGUCU